Sander lucioperca (pikeperch) is the source of this 821-nucleotide messenger RNA. RefSeq names its product mitochondrial ribosomal protein L21 (gene mrpl21). The record is from RefSeq and is a predicted model, not a curated record. Gene Ontology annotation, cellular component: mitochondrial large ribosomal subunit; ribosome. The coding region runs from base 52 to 636 and encodes 194 amino acids. The transcript has a single exon. Gene Ontology annotation, molecular function: structural constituent of ribosome. Lineage: Eukaryota; Metazoa; Chordata; Actinopteri; Perciformes; Percidae.
ACCAAUUGAAAUCACGCAUGCGCAGUGCAGACUAAAGAAUUUCCUGUCAAGAUGGCGCUGAGCAGGGGAGCAGGACUGUGGAGGACAUGCUGCAGGUUGUUACCCAAACAACCUCUCCUGUCCCCCGCUGCGGUCCGAACACAGAGCUCCGUGAGCGGGGACCCGGUGCCCCGGACCUCCCUGUCCCGGCCGCCGUGGCCGGAGCAGAUGAGCUUGGUCCCGGAGGAAGAGGAGCGGAGCCGACACGCCGCGGUGGUGAGCACCGUGAACCAGCGGAUCGACCGGCAGGACUUCGGCCGCCUGUUCGCCGUGGUGCACUUCGCCGGCCGCCAGUGGAAGGUCACCGGGGAGGACCUGAUCCUGAUCGAGAACCACAUCGAGGCGGAGUGCGGGGAGCGGAUCCGCCUGGAGAAGGUGCUGCUGGUCGGUGCGGAGGACUUCACCCUGCUGGGCAGGCCUCUGCUGGGGAAGGAGCUGGUCCGGGUCGAGGCCACCGUCUUAGAGAAGACCGAGUCCUGGCCCAAAGUCCACAUGAGGUUCUGGAAGAGACACCGGUCCGAGCGCAAGAGGAUCAUCAUCCAGCCGCAGACGGUGCUCCGGAUCAACAGCAUCGAGCUGGCCCCCAGACUCACAUGAAGAUAACUGGACUAUUUCACACACACAGACUGUUUGUUUGUUUUUCAGUGAAUAUAAAUAUGUGACACAACUGUUCAUGAGUUGCUGUAAUGCAGCAACAAGCUGACUUUUUCCAUAAAACUUGGCCCCACUUGUUGAUUGGGUUUAAAAUAUGUAAAUAAUAAAGCUUCAUCUUUUGCAGUUGA